Molecule: messenger RNA, 1488 nt
Organism: Eubalaena glacialis (North Atlantic right whale)
Lineage: Eukaryota; Metazoa; Chordata; Mammalia; Artiodactyla; Balaenidae
Gene: CCR8
Product: C-C motif chemokine receptor 8
Exons: 4
Coding region: 340-1401 (353 amino acids)
Biological process (GO): positive regulation of cytosolic calcium ion concentration; G protein-coupled receptor signaling pathway; chemotaxis
Cellular component (GO): membrane
Molecular function (GO): C-C chemokine receptor activity
Source: RefSeq, a predicted model, not a curated record
CACACAUGACAGCGCAGACUCUGAGAAAAGGGAAUUAGCAACACUGAAAACCUCUGGAAAGAAGGCUCUAAUUAAGGAUGCUAAGAGGGUGUCAAAGCUCCUCCAGGAGUGGGAAGGUGGAUAAGAAAAGAUCCCUCCUGUCACCAGGCAUCUGGGGAGGAACCUGUCCAUUUGCUGCGUACAGUGCAUCCGUGAGAUAACGGGAAGACAUGCACUGGACAGAAGCUGAGAUUCGGUAUAAUCGUAACUCCAGGAAUAGAAAGGAGAUAUUAGUGCCUGCUUCAUAAGGAUUCAAGAGGAAUAAAUGAGGUGCCUCUGUGGCCAAGUCUUCCUGCCUUGAUGGAUUAUACACUUGAGCCCAAUGUGACAAUAACUGACCACUACUAUCCUGAUAUAAUCUCAAGCCCCUGUGAUGGGGAACUUAUCCAAAGAGAUAGCAAGUUGCUUCUUGCCAUCUUUUACUGCCUCCUGUUUGUAUUUGGUCUUCUGGGAAACAGCCUGGUCAUCCUGGUCCUUGUCACCUGCAAGAAGCUGAGGAGCAUCACAGAUAUAUACCUCUUGAACCUGGCCCUGUCUGACUUGCUUUUUGUCUUCUCCUUCCCCUUUCAGACCCACUAUCAGCUGGACCAGUGGGUGUUUGGGACUGUAAUGUGCAAGGUGGUCUCUGGCUUUUAUUACAUUGGCUUCUUUAGCAGCAUGUUCUUUAUCACCCUCAUGAGCGUGGACAGGUACCUGGCAGUUGUCCGUGCUGUAUACGCCAUGAAAGUGAGGACGACCAGAAUGGGCAUAGCCCUGAGUCUGGCAGUGUGGCUGAUUGCCCUCGUGGCCACCAGCCCGUUACUAGUAUUUUACCAAGAGGCCUCUGAAGAUGGUGUUCUACAGUGUUAUUUGUAUUACAGUCAAGAGACGCUGAAGUGGAAGAUCUUCAUCCACUUUGAAAUGAAUAUCUUAGGCCUGUUGAUCCCAUUCAGCAUCCUUAUGUUCUGCUACAUUAGCAUCCUGCACCAGCUGAAGAGUUGCCAGAACCACAGCAAGACCAAGGCCAUCAAGCUCGUGCUCAUUGUGGUGGUUGUCUCUUUACUCUUCUGGAUCCCGUUCAAUGUAGUACUCUUCCUUACUUCCCUGCACAACAUGCACAUCUUGGAUGGAUGCGUCAUGAGCCAGCGGUUGAUCUAUGCCACCCAUGUCACAGAAACCAUUUCCUUCAUCCACUGCUGUGUGAACCCUAUUAUCUAUGCGUUCAUGGGCGAGAAGUUCAAGAAACACCUCUCAGAAAUAUUUCAGAAAAGUUGCAGCCACAUCUUCCUCUACAUAGGGAGACAAAUCUCUAGGGAGGCCUGGGAAAGGUCAUCCUCCUAUCAGCACUCCUCCCAUUCCUCCAGUAUAGACUACAUUUUGUGAGGCAGGUGCCUUAGAGCAGCCCUCUGCCUCCAUCACCCGUCUUCUUUCAGGAGACAAAAAUGAUUCACAGUGGAGUCUGAGACUAAG